AUGUGGCGACCAGUGCUUUUACUUUUCGCAGUGACAGCCUCCGCGGAUUAUUUUAAUUCCCAAACACCCAUCCUAAAAUUGGAUGGCUUCUAUACCUACGACGAAAUGAGCUGGUACCUUCAAACCCUUAGCAACUCCUUCAAAAAUGUAGAGCUUCAAAAAUUGACAAAGACCUACGAGUUUCGAUACGUGUAUAUGGUGAAAAUAACUGCGCCACAGGACUAUGACUGCGUUGGUCCUAAGAAAGUGAUUCUACUGGAUGCGGCCAUCCAAGGAAACGAGUGGAUGACAACCUCAGUGGCGCUCAAAAUUAUUCAUGAGUUGGUGUUAAAUUACGAAGAGAAUAAAAUGUUACUAGAACGAUUCGACUGGUACAUCCUGCCCAUGGUCAAUCCGGAUGGCUAUGAAUACUCUCAACACCCACUGUCUCAUUUCUGGAAAAAGAAUCGCUCACCAAAUAAAUUUAGCUCUGGUACCAAUCUGAAUCGCAACUUCAACUCAAACUGGCAUAAGUUAUCUCAAGAGAAUAUUUCACCCUUUAGUCAGCAGUUUCCAGGGAACAUUUCAUUUUCCGAACGCGAAUCAAAUAUUAUUGCGAGUUUAAUGAAAAGACUUUAUGAACAAAAUCAGCAUUUUCUCUACAUUACACUUCAAACCAAAAGCCGCCCGUCUAUCCUUUAUCCUUCGCCCCUCGAAACAAUGCCCCCGACAGAAAUCAAGAUAUUCAAGAUGAUAGCAGAAUAUGCCAGUGCAAAUAUAUUUGAAGAUACGAGACCCCUGUAUCUGCACAUUCCUCCAAACGAAUACCAAAGAUUGGGUGGUAGCAGUUUGGAUUACGCCUAUCUACAGGGAUUUCCACUCACCUUUGCGCUCGAGGUCUUCGAAGCAAAAGAAUUUAAAGGAAACCCAAGAAUCUUUAUAGACGAACGUGUCUUUGUGGGUUGGAGUGGAGUAUUUAAUCUGGUCAUUUACAAAGUGCUGAAUUCAAAACAUCCGAUUCAAUAA
Molecule: messenger RNA, 1005 nt
Organism: Drosophila takahashii
Lineage: Eukaryota; Metazoa; Arthropoda; Insecta; Diptera; Drosophilidae
Product: carboxypeptidase B1-like
Biological process (GO): proteolysis
Molecular function (GO): metallocarboxypeptidase activity; zinc ion binding
Source: RefSeq, a predicted model, not a curated record